AUGCUUGCAAUAAGAAAGCUCAAAACAGGACCUGAUAUCCCCUUGGUUUUAAGUGUCAUUGUUGCUAAUUGCAAUUAUAGAACAGGCCAAGUUUCUAGUGACAAAAGUGUCCAGUAUAUUGUUAAGUCUGCUAUCUCUUCGUUAGCUAAGUCAAGUUCAUCAGCAUUUCUUCGGGGACCAGAGAAUAAAUUUACUCUUCAAGGACUAUGUUUCUCUAGUGUGGCUGAAAGAAUCCUGGUCCAGGCUCAAGACCCAGCCAAAGUUAGUUUGGAGAUACAAAAUGCUAUUGAUUCGAAUCAAUUAGAUUGUUCGUGGAAAUUAUUGGAGCAGCAUAUGCAUAUGGAGGGGUUUCCCAGAAAAUCUGUCAUCAGCAAGCUUGUAACAAGUUAUGUGGAUAGCCUUGAUACAAAACUGCUGGGAAAAGCUUAUGAAUUAGUAGAACGUGCUAUUGAGGAAGGUAAACAGGAUUUGUUAGAAAAGGAUGUGCUUAUCUACCUUACCUUUGGCCUUGCAAAAGCCAGACUACCAGUUCCAGCAUCAACCAUUUUAAGAAAAAUGAUAGAUAUGGAGCAUUUUCCCCCAGCCACUGCUUGGUCUGCAGUUUUAGCACACAUGUCGCAAACAGCAGAAGGAAGUUAUCUUGCUUCUGAGUUGAUUCUUGAAAUAGGUUAUUUGUUCCAGAACAAUAGAGUAGAUCCGCGUAAAAAGAGCAAUGCACCUUUGAUAGCCAUGAAACCAAACACUACUGCUUUUAGCAUUGCUUUGGCACGGUGCCUCCUUUUCGAGUCAUCUAGGAAGGCGGAACAACUUCUUGAUAUGAUGCCUCGAAUUGGUGUCAAAGCAGAUGCACACUUACUGAUAAUAAUGGCUCGUGUAUUCGAGAGAAAUGGGAGAAGGGAAGAGCUCAAGAAGCUGCAAAGGCACAUAGAGGAAGCCCCAAAUCUAACUGAUUUACAGUUCCGACAGUUCUAUAAUUGUUUGUUGACAUGCCAUUUGAAAUUUGGCGAUCUAGAAUCUGCAUCAAAUAUGGUUUUGGAAAUGCUUAGGAAAGCAAAGGAAGCAAGAAAUUCUCUUUCAGCUGCCAAAUUUAUGAUAAAUGCUGAUGGCAUUGAUCAUAACCAUUCUCCUGGACUGGCUUCUGUGCAAAGUUUGAAUAACAAUAAGGAUUUAGAUAGUUUACAAUAUAACAGGUCAUGUACAAGUGCUGUACUAUCUUAUGAGGAGUUCUCUAAAGAUAGAAACUUCUCAAAGCUAGAAGCAGAGUCAAAGGCUAUACUUGGUUCUUUAUUAGCUAAGUUGCAGAUGCAGGUGGACUUGAUUACAACCAAGCAUGGGAUAUUGCAGCCAACUGAAACAAUUUAUGUAAAAUUAGUUAAAGCUUUACUAGAAGCUGGCAAGACCAAGGAUUUAGUUGCGUUUCUCCUCAAGGCAGAAAGAGAAGAUUCUCCAUUUUCCAAUGACAAUUCAGUUUUGGUUCAUGUUAUGAACACAUGCAUCUCACUUGGAUGGCUGGAUCAAGCACACGAUCUCCUGGAUGAGAUGCGUCUGGCCGGAGUUAGAACUGGUUCAUCUGUAUACUCCUCUCUUUUGAAAGCAUAUUGCCGAGCGAAUAGGGCUGCAGAUGUCACAUCGCUUCUGAGAGAUGCUAGGAUAGCUGGUAUCCAGCUUGACUCAAGUUCAUAUGAGGCAAUGAUCCAAUCCAGGGUGCUCCAGCAAGACACAAAGGGUGCACUCCAACUAUUUAAAGAAAGGAAAGAGGCUAGAAUUCCAAGAGUCACUCAACGAAACUUUGACAUGAUGGAUAAUGAUGGAGCAGAGACUGAUGAAGCUGGACUGAUGACCAAGCUUUUGCAGGAAAUCAAGGAAGGGCAGAGAGUGGAUUGUGGAGUACAUGACUGGAAUAAUGUAAUCCACUUCUUUUGCAAGAAGAGACUGAUGCAAGAUGCAGAAAAGGCUCUAAAGAAGAUGAGAAGCUUAGGCCACUCGCCAAAUGCGCAAACUUUCCAUUCUAUGGUCACAGGGUAUGCUGCCACUGGAGGGAAAUAUCAAGAGGUGACAGAGCUAUGGGGAGAGAUGAAAGCUUCUUCUAUCUCCAUGACGUUUGAUCAGGAACUUCUUGAUUCUGUGUUGUAUACGUUUGUAAGGGGUGGAUUCUUUGUUCGAGCCAUUGAAGUUGUGUCCGUGAUGGAAAAAGGAAACAUGUUUGUUGACAAGUACAAGUACCGAAUGCUAUUCUUGAAAUACCAUAAAUCACUUUACAAAGGGAAGGCUCCGAAAUUUCAGACAGAAUCCCAACUAAACAAAAGGGAAGCAGGCCUGGCUUUUAAAAGGUGGAUAGGCUUGACUUAA
This is a messenger RNA of Sphenostylis stenocarpa, 2349 nucleotides long. NCBI's taxonomy places the organism in Eukaryota, Viridiplantae, Streptophyta, Magnoliopsida, Fabales, Fabaceae. The record is from the annotation of a GenBank genome assembly.